Echinops telfairi (small Madagascar hedgehog) is the source of this 7290-nucleotide messenger RNA. It is a transcript of the gene SLIT1, whose product is annotated as slit guidance ligand 1. Lineage: Eukaryota; Metazoa; Chordata; Mammalia; Afrosoricida; Tenrecidae. The transcript has 37 exons. The record is from RefSeq and is a predicted model, not a curated record. Gene Ontology annotation, biological process: negative chemotaxis; axon guidance. The coding region runs from base 233 to 4834 and encodes 1533 amino acids. Gene Ontology annotation, molecular function: Roundabout binding; calcium ion binding; heparin binding.
CAGAACCCGGAGAGGAGCCGAGCGCCCUCCGCCCGAGGCGCCCUCCCUGGGUCCGCGCCCAGGCGCCGGCGCUCGGAGGAGCAGGGUGCCUCCCCGGCCGCCCGGGCGCUGCGUCCCAGCCCGCGGUCUGCUCGGCGGCUCUGCCCCGGGACUGCACCUGGAGGCGGCCCCGGACGGGCAUGGUAAGCGGCUGCCGCUGCCUGGCUCGCAAGCGGGACGCAGCGAGGGCACCAUGGUGCUGAUGCCCCGGAGGGGCCCCCCGGCGGGGCUCGUUCGGCCCGAGCUCUGGCUGCUGCUGUGGGCAGCCGCGUGGCGCCUGGGUGCCACGGCGUGCCCCGCCCUCUGCACCUGCACCGGCACCACGGUGGACUGUCACGGCACGGGGCUGCAGGCAGUCCCCAAGAACAUCCCACGGAGCACGGAGCGCCUCGAGCUCAAUGGCAACAACAUCACUCGAAUCCACAAGAAUGACUUCGUGGGGCUCAAGCAGCUGCGGGUGCUGCAGCUGAUGGAGAACCAGAUUGGAGUGGUGGAGCGGGGGGCUUUCGAUGACAUGAAGGAGCUGGAGAGACUACGACUCAACCGGAACCAACUGCACACGCUGCCAGAGUUGCUGUUCCAGAACAACCAGGCUCUGUCGAGACUGGACCUGAGUGAGAAUACCAUCCAGGCCAUCCCCAGAAAAGCCUUCCGAGGAGCCACGGACCUCAAAAACCUACAGCUGGACAAGAACCAGAUCAGCUGCAUUGAGGAAGGGGCUUUCCGGGCUCUGCGGGGGCUGGAGGUGCUGACCCUGAACAACAACAACAUCACCACCAUCCCUGUGUCCAGCUUCAACCACAUGCCCAAGCUCCGGACCUUCCGUCUGCACUCCAACCACCUGUUCUGUGACUGCCACCUGGCCUGGCUCUCCCAGUGGCUGAGGCAGCGGCCCACCAUCGGACUCUUCAGCCAGUGCUCGGGUCCCGCCGGCCUGCGGGGCCUCAACGUGGCUGAGGUCCAGAAGAGUGAGUUCAGCUGUUCAGGCCAGGGGGAAGCAGGCCGUGUGCCCACCUGCACCCUCUCCUCCGGCUCCUGCCCAGCCAUGUGUGCCUGCAGCAAUGGCAUCGUGGACUGUCGUGGCAAGGGUCUCACCGCCAUCCCUGCCAACCUCCCGGAGACCAUGACGGAGAUCCGCCUGGAGCUCAACGGGAUCAAGUCCAUCCCCCCGGGAGCCUUUUCCCCCUACCGAAGGCUGCGGAGGAUAGACCUGAGCAACAACCAGAUAGCCCAGAUCGCGCCCGAUGCGUUCCAGGGCCUCCGUUCCCUGAACUCGCUGGUCCUCUAUGGGAACAAGAUCACAGACCUCCCGCGGGGCGUGUUUGGCGGCCUCUACACCCUACAGCUUCUGCUCCUGAACGCCAACAAGAUCAACUGCAUCCGGCCAGACACCUUCCAGGACCUGCAGAACCUGUCACUGCUCUCUCUGUACGACAACAAGAUCCAGAGUCUGGCCAAGGGCACCUUCACCUCCCUGCGGGCCAUCCAGACCCUGCAUCUGGCCCAGAACCCUUUCAUCUGCGACUGCAACCUCAAGUGGCUGGCGGACUUCCUGCGCACCAACCCCAUUGAGACCAGCGGGGCCCGCUGCGCCAGCCCCCGGCGCCUCGCCAACAAGCGCAUCGGGCAGAUCAAGAGCAAGAAGUUCCGGUGCUCAGCGAAGGAGCAGUACUUCAUUCCAGGCACGGAAGACUACCAGCUGAACAGAGAGUGCAACAGCGACGCGGUCUGCCCGCACAAGUGCCGCUGCGAGGCCAGCGUGGCGGAGUGCUCCAGCCUGAAGCUCGCCAAGAUCCCCGAGCGCCUCCCCCAGGCCACAGCUGAGCUACGCUUGAACAACAAUGAAAUCUCCAUCCUGGAGGCCACUGGGAUGUUCAAGAAAUUGCCGCACCUGAAGAAAAUCAACCUGAGCAACAACAAGGUGUCCGAGAUUGAGGACGGAGCCUUCGAGGGGGCGGCGUCAGUGAAUGAGCUGCACCUGACCGCCAACCAGCUGGAGUCCAUCCGGAGCGGCAUGUUCCGGGGCCUGGAUGGCCUGAGGACCCUGAUGCUGAGGAAUAACCGGAUCAGCUGCAUCCACAAUGACAGCUUCACGGGGCUGCGCAACGUCCGGCUGCUCUCGCUCUACGACAACCAGAUCACCACCAUCUCUCCCGGAGCCUUCGACACCCUCCAAUCCCUGUCCACGCUAAACCUCCUGGCCAACCCUUUCAACUGUAACUGCCAGAUGGCUUGGCUCGGGGACUGGCUGCGGAAGAGGAAGAUUGUGACCGGGAACCCGCGAUGCCAGCAUCCAGACUUCCUGCGGCAGAUCCCCCUGCAGGACGUGGCCUUCCCAGACUUCAGGUGUGAGGAAGGCCAAGAGGAGACAGGCUGCCUGCCCCGCCCCCAGUGCCCCCAGGAGUGCACCUGCCUGGACACCGUGGUGCGCUGCAGUAACAAGCACCUCCGUGCCCUCCCCAAGGGUGUCCCCAAGAAUGUCACAGAGCUCUAUUUGGACGGGAACCAGUUCACACUGGUUCCGGGGCAGCUGUCCACCUUCAAGUACCUACAGCUUGUGGACCUGAGUAACAACAAGAUCAGCUCCUUAAGCAAUUCUUCCUUCACCAACAUGAGCCAGCUGACCACCCUGAUCCUCAGCUACAACGCGCUCCAGUGCAUCCCACCCCUGGCUUUCCAAGGGCUCCGCUCCCUGCGUCUGCUGUCCCUCCACGGCAACGAUGUCUCCACCCUCCCAGAGGGCAUCUUUGCUGAUGUGACCUCCCUGUCUCACCUGGCCAUUGGAGCCAACCCCCUGUACUGUGACUGCCACCUUCGCUGGCUGUCCGGCUGGGUGAAGACAGGCUACAAGGAGCCAGGCAUUGCCCGCUGUGCUGGGCCCCAAGACAUGGAGGGCAAGCUGCUCCUCACCACGCCAGCUAAGAAGUUUGAAUGCCAAGGUCCCCCAGCUCUGGCCAUCCAGGCCAAGUGUGACCCCUGCUUGUCCAGCCCUUGCCAGAACCAAGGCACCUGCCACAAUGACCCCCUGGAGGGGUACACAUGUACCUGUCCCGGUGGUUAUAAGGGCCAAGACUGCGAGGUGUCCCCGGAUGGCUGCGCCAGUGGCCCCUGUGAGAACCAUGGAACCUGCCUGCCACGGGAGGACGACGCCGGCUUCACAUGCUCCUGCCCCACUGGUUUUGAGGGGCCAACCUGUGGGACGAACACAGAUGACUGUGUGGAGCACGCAUGUGCCAACGGGGGCGUCUGUGUGGACGGCGUGGGCAACUAUACCUGCCAGUGCCCCUUGCAGUAUGCGGGAGAGGCCUGUGAGCAGCUGGUGGACUUCUGCUCCCCGGAUUUGAACCCGUGUCAGCAUGAGGCCCGGUGCGUGGGCACCCCAGAUGGGCCCAGGUGUGAGUGCCCGCCAGGUUACACAGGCGACAACUGCAGUGAGAACCGAGAUGACUGUGGGGACCACCGCUGCCAGAAUGGGGCCCAGUGUGUGGACGGAGUCGACACCUACUCUUGCCUCUGUGCCAAGGGCUACAGCGGACAGCUCUGUGAGAUGCCAGCCCGCCCCGCCGCCCCUAGGAGCCCCUGUGAGGGGACCGAGUGCCAGAACGGGGCCCGCUGCGUGGACCAGGGCAGCCGGCCCGUGUGCCAGUGCCUCCCGGGCUUUGGGGGCCCCGAGUGCGAGAAGCUGCUCAGCGUCAACUUUGUGGACAGAGACACUUACCUGCAGUUCACUGACCUGCAGAACUGGCCCCGGGCCAACAUCACGCUGCAGGUGUCCACGGCAGAGGACAACGGGAUCCUGCUGUACAACGGGGACAACGACCACAUUGCGGUUGAGCUGUACCAGGGCCACGUGCGUGUCAGCUAUGACCCAGGCAGCUACCCCAGCUCUGCAAUCUACAGUGCGGAGACAAUCAACGAUGGGCAGUUCCACACAGUCGAGCUGGUCACCUUUGAGCAGAUGGUGAAUCUCUCCAUUGACGGUGGCAGCCCCAUGACCAUGGACAAUUUUGGCAAGCACUACACGCUCAACAGGGAGGCCCCGCUCUACGUGGGUGGGAUGCCUGUGGACGUGAACUCGGCAGCCCUCCGCCUGUGGCAGAUCCCCAACGGCACCAGCUUCCAUGGCUGCAUACGGAACCUGUACAUCAACAACGAGCUCCAGGACUUCACCAAGACCCAGAUGAAACCGGGCGUGGUGCCCGGCUGUGAGCCCUGCCGCAAGCUCUACUGCUUGCACGGCAUCUGCCAGCCCAAUGCCACCCCAGGGCCUGUGUGUCACUGUGAAGCCGGCUGGGCAGGCGUACACUGCGACCAGCCAGUUGACGGCCCCUGCCAUGGUCACAAGUGUGUCCAUGGGAACUGCGUGCCCCUCGAUGCGCUUUCCUACCGCUGCCAGUGCCGGGAUGGGUACUCGGGGCCCCUCUGCAACCAGGCCGGAGCUCCGGCCGACCCCUGCGGGGGGCUGCAGUGCUUGCAUGGCCACUGCCAGGCCUUGGCCACCAAGGCAGCACACUGUGUCUGUGACCCGGGCUUUUCGGGCGAGCUGUGUGAGCAAGAGCCCGAGUGCCGGGGGUACCCUGUCCGAGACUUUCACCAGGUCCAGAGGGGCUAUGCCAUCUGCCAGACCAUGCGCCCGCUCUCGUGGCUGGAGUGCCGGGGCACGUGCCCGGGCCAGGGCUGCUGCCAGGGCCUGCGGCUGAAGCGGAGGAAGUUCACCUUCGAGUGCAGCGACGGGACCUCCUUUGCCGAGGAGGUGGAGAAGCCCACCAAGUGCGGCUGCGCCCUCUGUGUCUAGCCCCAGCCGGACGUGGGUGGGGGGGCUGAGCGCCGUACCACCUUCCUUCGGCGGCACUGGGGCUAGGGGUGUGGGCGCGGCGGUGGGCUGCCUGCCCCGAAGUGCCUUGCACAAAGGGGCGCUUAAUAAAUAUUUGUUGACUGAAUGUGUGCGUGAGGUCAGGCCAAGGCGUGCAGAAUGGGGGCACCCCGUCCAUGCCCGCUACCUGGGUCUGGAGAAAUGAACCAGCCCCUCCCCACCUGCCCUGUGCUCCUCUGGUCUGUGGCCCAUAGUGACCUUCGGAAACUGAGUCCCUGGCCCUCCUCCCCACCACCCAUUGCAGGAGCAGCUUAAAGCCUGCGACAGACAACCACUCUGGCCUUGGGCUUUCUUCAGCUGCCAGCGUCUGUGGCUAGGAAGGGCUUCUCCUGCUGGUCAGGAAGGGGGGUCCCCGAUUGUCAGACACUGUGGAGGUUCUUCUUGGGACCAGGCUUCUGAACCCUAAUGUUGUGCGUUGACCACCAUAGUUUCCUUAUACAAAGGAAACUGCCAUUGGGAUUGGACCCCACCAAAGAGGGCAGGGGAGAUACUGGUUCUAGCUGAAUAAACAUCACCAGGCUCCAAAUACUAGCUAAACUGCUCCAGCCACCAGCUGCUGUCCAUUGGCACUGGGAAGGCCUGGGGGCAGGAUGCCUGACCAGGGUGGACUCUCGGUUCAGGUGCUGUAUCCUGAAGAUCAGCAGGGAGUAGGAGGGGCAGUGGUCCAGGUAGAGGAAACCUAGUCCACUUCUAGUAGCUCUACCACUUUGGGCAAUUCCACCCUCCCCUUCCCUAGCUAUAAAAUGGGGGGUGGGGGUGAAUAAAUACGUAGACCCUUCCACUGUGGAUCCGGGAGGAAGCCUAGAGAAUGAGUUACAAGAUAUUCAUGUGCCUCGCCCAGGACUGGGUACUUGGGGUAUUCUGCCCUCUAUGGGCCAAAGUGAACUGACCAGGAGGCACACGGUGGGCAGGAUGCCUAGGAAGCGAGAGGAGGGAGCUUAGGCUCCAGAGUCGAGGCCCAGCUAAGCUGCCCUAGGUGUUGGCAAGGAAGGAAUUGGUGUCUGAUGUCACUGAAUACAGAUGCAGAAUAGAAAGGGUGAUUUUUGAGCCUAGUGAGAUGGCUGGAGGGGAGAUGGGGCACGUGCCUCUGGGGAAGUCCUGAUGGGCAAGGGGGUAGCCACAUACAUGACUUUCUUGACCCUUCUCUCUGCAAGCAUCUGGCAGUUGAGUGUUGGCGUCGCAAUGCCUGUGUCCCCGCAAUGUGGGGUGACAUUCCUGUGAAUGCGGGCCUAAAACAUUCUGCGACCAGAGAGAAAAUCUGGGGCCCUGUGACUGGAAGAGGUCCUCAUCAUGGGGCCAGGUUCUAAUCUCUUGUAACUAUGACCAAGGGCAGAGCUACCUAUCCUCAGGGGCCUGUGUGUAGGUCCUCCUGUGGACUGCAGCCUGGGCCUCCCUCUCUGGCUCCGAGCCUCUGGGGGAACCUUGGAAAGAAACUAGUAUAGAGCUGAACAGGGCAGAAACAUUACAGACCCCUUUCCUUAAUGAAAGGUGUUCUGGAACCCAGUGACACACAGACCUGAACCCCCACCCCCCCACGAGAGCAACUCCCAAAGACCUGAGGGCACGGACAGCCAGGAGGCACCAUGGAAAGGGCACCUGUAUGCAGGUGCCAAUUGCUUCUUGCUCCCCUACCCCCAGGUGUGUUUGUUCCUAAGGAAUGUGCUUGUGAGCUUGCCACCACACCCGGCCCCACCGCAGUGCCCGGUGUCCCAGCACUUCACACUAGGUCUGCAGGCCAAGUUAAGAGCCUUGGGCCCACCACCACCUUGUCCUCCAAUGUGGCCACGAACCUGCAAGUUGCUAAGGAAGCGUCCAUCACUCCUGUUACCUGCCACCUUCUGGUUCACUGGAAGUCGAAUGGCAGCUGGCUGCGAAACCAUCUCCACAUCGCAUGGCCCCAUUUGGUCAAGACCUUCAGUUGGCUCUUGGAUGCCGACACAGGCCGUUUCUACUAAACGUGUGUGAGGACACAGAAGCCGAACUUCGGGCAGCUGGGCUCCCACGGAGGUGGGGAAGUGCUGUUGGGAAUUGGAAAAGGCUGGACUUGGUCUUCUCUUUGCCUGCUGUUAGCCUAACCACAAAAGUAUCUCUUUAUACAGAAUACUUACAGAUUCUAAUAUAUAUUUGUAUUUCAUUUUGUUAUAGUAUUUUUCUAUGUUAAAGGUCAACACCAGUGUCUUGGCUUGAUUUUCAGCAGCUCUGUGGUUGUGAUGUUUUGUUCGGGGGUUUCUGUAGUCUUGUUUAAAUCUACGGGUUAAAGAGACUGGUUUAGAAUGGGCCCGUGAGGGAGCUGCCUGUCCUUGUCCUAGUGCCGCAUUUAGAACAUGCUGGAUAUUGUCUGUCGUCUUCCACGUGAACAUGACAUUGAUUCACCCAGA